UAGAUAAUGACAGUUCAAACUAGCCCUAAAGUAAAUACGAGUACUUAUUAUUAGAAGAGGGAAACCUGGCCUCGCCUAAUCCUGAUGAACUACGAGCUCUGCUUGUAAUAAUUGGAAUCCAGCAUGGAGUCUCCAACGGCGGAACGUCGUCGUCUUCCGUGUCAUGAUUUUCUGUGUGAAGUUGUUGUACCAGUAUUGUUAGCAACAUUCGCACUGGCGUUCUUCGUUAUCUAUGUCCAUUAUUCGAACUUACCGUCACCUCCAAAACUACGCAUCUAUGACUUCACGCUUUCACCUAAAUUCGCCGCCACCGCCGUCAACAGCAACAGUACUUCUGCAUCACCGCCGCUCACGGCCAACUGCACCAUUUCUUUAAGUUUCGACAACAACAAUGUGGACGGACGUUAUUAUUCUAGGGUAGAUCAGUACGAUGAGAUGGAGGUAUGGGUGGUCUGGGCCGGCCGGAACCAGACGUUAAUGCGGGCCCACCCGGGAGCCUUCUCGCAGGGUAGCCUUGAGCAAAAGCCAGUGGUUGUGGCCACCACCGAUUCUGUUGUGCCGCUGGAUCUGAAAUCGGCGGUGGUUUACACGUUCACAGUUGACCUGAAGUGUAGGGUUAAGGAAGAUCCCGGGGACAGCCACGAGGAUGUGUUUUACAUUAAAGCAACCUGCGACGAUGUACGGGUUGGGUUUGGGUCAACGGAAGGCAUUGACCGGGUUGCGAGGAUUUUAGAUGGACCGCGAAUGUGUAGGGUUGUGCAAUCCAAGUCUAGCUUCAAUCUUUGAUCAUAGGAAAGUUUCAAAGUCGUACGCAAAUCUAGCCGUAUUUGCAUUGUUUUCUAGAUUCUGGAUUAAUUUGAAAGGAUUUACUGAUUUAGGGUUUUGAGUAGGGUUGUGUACGAAUCGAAUUGAGUCGAAUAAUGAGAUUUUGUAUUUGUAUUUGUUUAAUUUUUUCGAAUACGAAUUCGAAUUCAAAUAUGAAAC
This is a messenger RNA of Cuscuta europaea, 984 nucleotides long. NCBI's taxonomy places the organism in Eukaryota, Viridiplantae, Streptophyta, Magnoliopsida, Solanales, Convolvulaceae. The record is from the annotation of a GenBank genome assembly.